This is a messenger RNA of Symbiodinium sp. CCMP2592, 1356 nucleotides long. NCBI's taxonomy places the organism in Eukaryota, Dinophyceae, Suessiales, Symbiodiniaceae. The record is from the annotation of a GenBank genome assembly.
AUGCCGCCGUCUGUGGCUGAGCUUAAGCGAGCGGCAGACCUGCUCGAAGAGCUCCUCGUCAUGAAGGGCAAGGCCGUACCUCCCGUCGACCCUUCGCUCGGCAAGGAACCGAUCAACGCGUCUGAGUUGUGCGAAAUAAAUGGCUUUUUGGAGGAGCUGGUCGAAGCACGCAAGACUGCGGCUGCCGUGAAAUUCCAGGUGGACAAGGAGGCAGCCGAAGCAGAGCUGAAAAAGAAGGAAGAAGCCGUUCAGGAGCUCCCCACACUGCUUGGGUCGCCUGGGUUGCACAGUGGCCAGUCGGCGGAGCAGCAGCGACGGAGACAGGUCGACCAAGAAGCCACGCAGAUGGUGAUUCGUCAGCACCAGGAAAGACAUCGGCUAGAAGCGGACGAGUCGGCAGCCCGGCAGGCGUACGCCCAGCAGAUGCAGGACGAUGGUGCUGAGCACGAGUCUGUUGAAGCGCCCGAGCCAGCGCAGACUAUGGCUCCGAAGGGCAAAGGCAAAGACAAAGCUAAAGAGGGCAAAGGAAAGGAAUCCCCGGCGGAGGAUGUUAACAGCGAAGGCAAGGGCAAGGACGGGAAAGAAAAGGAUGGAAAGGGCAAGGGUGGCAAGGGCAAGGAGCAUGAGAAGCCAUAUUUGGUGGUGGAUCCCGAGAACGGUGCUGGGCUACGGCUCCUAGCGACGUACUGGGGCAUGCACGUGGAUGAGGUGGAGGAUGUGCCUGGCCAGCCGUAUUUGCAGGCUGGAUGCACCAUCACUGCCAUCGACGGGACAAGCCUGCUCAGCUUGGAGGAUGAGGAUGCCGUGGUGGCCACCUUUGGGGAGAAGUUUAAGAAUGGUGUCAGCAUCGAGGUGGACCCAGCGACUUUUGAGACCAUGAAGCUGCCACCAAAUGCUGCGCUUUGGCCCGUGAGCUUCCAGGAAGAGCUCGACAUGUUGGCCGCCAAGUUUGCCCUGGACUGCAGCAUCUCCAAGCUCUGCCUCCACCUCACGGGGCCAUCCGUGGCCAUGGAGCCAGCCAAGCUUGAGAUUCGUCAGUUGCUAGACAUUUACAAGAAUCGCCAGUCGGCGGAGCAGCAGCGGCAGAGAAAGGUCGACCAAGAAGCCAUACAAAAGGUGAUUCGUCAGCAUCAGGAAAGACUUCGGCGAGAAGCGGAAGAGUCGGCUGCCCGGCAGGCGUACGUCCAGCAGAUGCAGGACACGUACACAGCUUAUGCCAUCGCGGCUCAGCAAGCCAUGCAGCAGCAGUUGAUGCAGCAGCAGGCCAUGGCGCCAUGGGUGCUCGUUCAUUGUUGCGGCCCAUGGCUGCUCCCAGAUGUACAGCCUCGAUCCUUUGCGCACUUUCGAACGUUGUGA